Molecule: messenger RNA, 767 nt
Organism: Lotus japonicus
Lineage: Eukaryota; Viridiplantae; Streptophyta; Magnoliopsida; Fabales; Fabaceae
Product: probable histone H2A variant 3
Exons: 2
Coding region: 117-521 (134 amino acids)
Cellular component (GO): nucleosome
Molecular function (GO): structural constituent of chromatin; protein heterodimerization activity; DNA binding
Source: RefSeq, a predicted model, not a curated record
AAGCAGCGCCCACCGCCAGUAAAUCUCAUCUUAUAUAAAAUCAACACUUCUGAAGCUGAAACUGAGUUGGUCUGUGCUUGUUUUGCGGCGGUGUCUCGUUCAUUGAUCAGUCAAAAAUGUCAGGGAAAGGUGCCAAGGGAUUGAUAACAGGGAAGACCCCCGCUUCCGCCAAGGACAAGGACAAGAAGAAAGCCGUUUCUCGCUCCUCCCGAGCUGGUCUUCAGUUCCCCGUUGGACGAAUUCACCGUCUUCUGAAAUCGAGGGCCACUGCCAGCGGAAGAGUUGGGGCCACCGCUGCGGUAUACGCUGCUGCGAUUCUCGAGUAUUUGACGGCGGAGGUUUUGGAGCUGGCUGGGAAUGCGAGCAAGGAUCUGAAGGUGAAGCGAAUUACCCCUAGGCAUUUGCAGCUGGCCAUUCGCGGAGAUGAAGAACUUGAUACGCUCAUCAAAGGGACGAUUGCGGGCGGUGGUGUUAUUCCUCAUAUUCACAAGUCUCUGAUCAAUAAAUCUUCCAAGGAAUGAGUGAGGGUUUGUGAAAUCAGUUCAAUUAGCCUUGCAGAUGAGUUAUUCUGAAAAUUCGGUCAUGUUUUGAUUUUUGGAUAAUUUGCCUGUUGUUACAUUAGUUUGAUAGAAGGGGAAUUUUGCAGUUGUUGUUCUGGUAUCUUUGUUUUACAUGUUUUAACUGACUGAUUUUGCUUCUGCAAGCUACAUGGUACUAGGUUGUGUGUUGGAGCAUGGUUAAUUAUAUUUUUUGCAACCUGUUAUCUA